AUGCCAUUUCCGCUGCGAAGGGCCGGCCCACGGGGCGCCAUGCGUGCGCUGCGGCGCUUGGGCCGGCUCGCCCGGCGGCUCCGCGGCUGGGUAGACGUCUGUCGCCGGAGAGACACCCACUCUUCGGCCGAGGAGCAGGUGAGCGCCGAGCGGGCGUCGCCUCCUCCAGCAGGGAAAAAGGCGCAGCCCGGGCUUCCUGGAACCAAUCGCAAAGCAGAGCCUUCCCGGCCGCGCGCCGCUAACUCCUCCCCUCUUCCCGCAAGGCUUUUAAAACUCCUGGUAGCUGCUAUAGACGCAUGAAAAAAUAGAUUGAAAGAUGCAGCGCCAGUUUCCGGACUCGAUAGAACUUUUUCUUUUCCCCUUAAAGGGCUGCCCCUUGAAAUCCGUCCGUUAUUUUAAAGUUGGCGUUCGUGCCUCCCCCCUCUUUCCCCACCCCGCGUCGUAGCAAAAAGGCGAGACGCUGCUGCUGUUCUUGCACGCGGGUCUUUCAUUAGAGUUUCGGAAGCUGCAGCCCUGCGCGCUUUCCUCACUGGCUGCGGUUGGGGCUUACUCUGAAGGAGGCUUGCAGAGGAUUUCCUGGCGCGUAAAACGGAAAGCUCGGCCUUCCUGCGUGUGCCUUAAGGCGUCUCUGCGCGACCGAGCAAGGGGUCGAGACGCGUAGUUGUUUGGUAAGGGGAAAGGUUUGCCUGGAGACCCGGGAUCGGCCCCACCUCCAAGAGGCGACCUUAGCACUGCGUUAUAUUUCUGGAUUGCUGCAUGUUGCUUGCUUAUUUACUGAGCUUCAGCGUGCUCCCCACCCCGCCCUGCAAUAUUCAUUCCACACCAAGUUGCACAGCCACUCUCGGGCAGCCUGAACUAGAAAGAACUGGAGCCCCCCCCCCUCCCGCUGCUGUUUUUUUGUUAAGGCGCACACGCCUACUCUAUCAAAAUGUUGAUUCUUCUGCCCUAAGGGGGCAUUUAAAAUGGUUUCCCCUUUCAGAACUGGGAGAUCUUUUUUUCACAACUGAUGAAAUGCAGCUGCCGGUUUUACUUUUUUUAUAUAUCUCUGUGAACACAGUAAAAGAUGGGGAACAGAAUUCUGAUAAAUUCACCACCAACUGGGUCUGAGUGGAGAGUAAAUCUGCCUAUGGUAUUUUAAGUAGCCAUCAUCAGCCAUGGCCAGUUCCAGCUCCAGCCAUGUUUAUUUAUUACAUUUAUAUCCCACCUUUAAAAAGCUUGAGGCGGCUUCCUUGGUUCUCCCCUUUCCCAUUUUAUCCUCCCCUUCAAGCCCGUUAAUUAAUUUUGGGUAGAGAGACCAAGUCACCCAGGGAGCUUCACGGCUGAGUGGGGAUUUGAAGCUUGAUUUCCCCUGAGCCUUGUUUCUUGCAAUCCUAGUAACCACAAUGGUUCUGCCUCCAUCCCUUUAACUGCACCCACCGAGAUAAAGAGAAACUGGAGAGAGGCAUCUGAUUAUCUGUCUAGAAUACCUUUCCCAAGUCGAGUGACCUUCAGGUGCUUUGCACUUCAACUUCCAUCAGUCCCGGUUAGCACAGCUGGUAUAGGAGAUUAUGAGCAGACUGUUGGCAGCAGGUGUUUUAAGAGGUCCAUUUGCUCUCACUCCCAUUCAAGGGGGGGGGGGUGUAAGCAAGUAGGUAGAAAUGAUGGAUUCUGUGUGUAUUUUCUUGGGGAACCAGGACUGGAAAGAUCGGGCAUGAUGCAUCCUUGAAAGAGCAGUAGCAUGUGUACUGCUUCCUCCUGCCGCUUGUGGUCCAGCAAGGAAGUCUGCCUUGUCCUCUUGCCUGCUGGCUCUUGUAUGGAUGAUGCAGCAUUGGGGACAAAGGCUGAGAUUGAGCAGGGCCAACCCUGCUGUAGGGCAGAGUGAGACAAUCACCUCAGAUGCAAGUACUUGGAGGAGGGAAGUGUCCAUAGCACUCCUGAGCCUCUGACAUUUGAUCUCCCUCUGCUGGAGAUCAGAGCCACACACACACACAUCCAGGUGCAGUAAAUGAUGCCAUUCUGUUGCCAGUGGUGUCAGCUUCCAUAUGUGGAAUUGGGGACAAAUGGACCAUCUUGUCCUUUGCCUCAGGCUGCAAAAUAUUUUGAACUGGUUCUGUGGACAGGCAGGAAGAAACAGUCUUUUGCUUGCUUAUUCUAGAGGUUUUUGCUGCCGCGUUUGAAUUUUUCUAGAGGUUUUUUACUGUUCCUUUUGCAUUUUUAUAUUUAUAAAUGUAUUGUAAGAUGCUUGGGGGGAGGGAAAACCUUCUGGCAAGAAGCAACUAGCAAGUCAGUAAUAAUAAACAACUUACAGUGAAAUCUUAACCAUGUCUACUCAGAAUUAAGCAUUACUUAAUUCAUCAGGCCUCUCCUAGGUAAGUGGGGUUGGAAUACAGAGUUAUUUUAAAGUGAAGUGGAAGGGGAACUUAUUGACAAAUUAUUUGUAUUAACCUUUUAAGGAUCCAUGCUGGCGUAGAAACAUCAGUUACUUGUUGAGAAUAUAGCUUCUUAAACUGUUCCACAUAGAGUUAAAGUAUAAGUACAGUACAGCCUUUGGGUAAUUGGUAUUCAUAUAUGCUUUUUUGUCAUCUUCUCUCCAAGUUGGAAACAAAAUCAAAAACAAAGCUUCAAAAGAAAAUAUGCCAAGUUGUUCUCAGUCAUUUUGAGAAACAAUACUCCAAAGAGUUGGGAGAAGUGUGGAACUCAAUCAGGUCAAUUUUCUGUUUCUUUUCUCUCCCCCACCCCUCCCCACUAGUUCAAUGCACCAUAAAAUAAUUGCAGUAAGCAUAGCUCCUCAGAAUGCAAAGUUUUGAGUUUUCAAAUGUGCUUUCUGUUUCCUCAGUCUUUUAUACUGAGAAGGCGGGGGACAAAUCUGAUGACCACAUAAAAAAGGGAUGACACAGUUCUGGGUUUUUAGGGGUCAACACCGUGCCCUCCAGAUGUUGAACUUCAACUUACAUCAGCAAUGGCCAGUGGUCAAGGAUGCAAUGCAGGGGAUUGGACUAGAAUGACCCUCAGAGUCCCUUCCAACUCUGCAAAUCUCUGAUGGAAGUCAAACAGCAUCUGGAUGGCACCAUGUUACUCUAUUUUUAAUGAGUAGUCUGGGGCUGAAAGUACAUUUUGCCAUGUACCUUAUUGUCAGGGAACUGCCAUCAGUGCCGGAGGGAGAGAGCAAAAUCCAGAGGGAUUCCAGAGAGCGUCCCAGGAUUGGGAGAGGCAGCCCAUCUUCUGGGGAAGAGAAUCAGCGUAGCACCAGUGGAGAAGGGGGGCAGAUGGGGGAAGCGGCGAGGCGGUCCCAUGACUCCUUGCCGGGGACCAGCGGGGAGAGUAGAGGUCCUCCGCUGCCUACGCCCUCCUUGCGCAGAAGGCUUUCGCGCAGAGAGUAGGAGGAGACUAGGCAUCAAAGAGCUUCUUUGCUGGAAGAAGUUUAAGAAACGCCCACUGACGGAUUCUGCCAGCGAUUGAGACAGCCACGGGUGAGUUGCUGUCCAGACAGAAAAGGUUCACUCAGGCAACCCAGCCAGGUGUUUGCACCAGCUUAUGCACGAGCAACCCCUAGAACCAUUACACUUAUAUAUUUAUCUAUUUAUUUAGGAAUACAUACCUUGUUUUUCAAAGCAAAAAAACCCAUUCGCAUAGCAGCUCAUCAAUGUUCUGGUUUCAUAAUAAGUUGUAGAGUGUAACUGUUAACAACUUGAAAACAUUGUUACAGUUAUAUCUCGAGUUGAAUGCGCUUUGGGUUGAGUGCGUUCGAGUUGCGCUCCGCGGCAACCCGGAAGUAAUGGAGCACGUUACUUCUGGGUUUCGCCGCUUGCGCAUGCACAGACACUCAAAAUGGUGUCACGUGCAUGCGUGGUAACGGCGAAAUGCCGCACACACCGUCGCGUCUUGCAUUGUGUUUGGGAUGCGAAAGGGGCUCCGGAACGGAUCCCGUUCACAUCCCGAGGUACUACUGCACUGUUGUUUUCCUUUGCAAAUGAAAUUAUGGGUAAGCAUUUGAAUGUACCUUGAUUAAAUUCAGAUCACCAAGGACUAGAAGAAUUGUCCCUGGGAUUUGAUAUGACCCGUUCUCUGCUAGUUGGCCAUCCCUAAUGUAAAAGAAGAGUUCAUAAUUAGGCACAGGAAGCCUAGUAUGCAUGCAAAUGACACAGGAACAUUUCUAUUUAAUCUAAUACAGACAAAUGGACUAAAUUCUAUGUUUGUCUGGGUUUGCUCUGCCAAGACUAAGCUGUGCCCUUUUUUAAAAAAUGUCUCUUGCAGUGUAAGAUAGCCUUUGGGGAUUUGCACAGUGCUUUUUCUUUUUUUAUAGAUGAUGCAGACUAACCUGUACAUCUGGAAUAAUGCUUCUGGGACAGAAGAAGAAGGCUGACUUCAGCCUAGAACUUUUCAUUUUAGAAAUUUCCCUGAGCUUUACUUUAAACUCUUGUGUGCUGUUAAGAACAUAAUAAGAGCCUGCUGGAUCAGGCCAGUGGCCUAGCCAGUCUAGCAUCCUGUUCUCACAGUGGCCAGCUAGUGAGGCUGAGAAAGUGACUUGCCCACCCAAGCUGACCCAGAAAGCUUCAUGCUGUUCAAACCUGUGUCUUCCACUUCAUAGCCCAACUAACCGCUACACCACUUUGACUCUCCUGUAAUACUACAGAAAGCAGAAAGUAAAUCAUGUGAUAAGGGAAAAAUUCAAAGGCAGUUUCUAUAAUCCCACUCACACUAAGAGUGACUCAUUCCAGACUAAAAAUUAGGUGCAAUAUGUUACCCUCCUGUAGCCUUUCAUUCAGUGUAUUGAUCCAAAUGGUAAUGAUGAAAAUUCAUUUGCAUGUAAUGCACUCUUUAGCCCAUCAUUUUAGCAUAAAUCUCUGCUUGGUGUUGAGCUGUUUCCACUCUCCUUUUCCUGAUGUUGACACACUUUUGGCUUCUUAUAUCCCAGCGCAUGCCUAUGUGUAACAUGUAUAUUUCUUUUUUAAUCUCCAGUCAAGUGCUUUCAACACCUCAGUGCUGGCAGUAUGCUGUCCUCCUUAAUAAAUUCAAUUUUUCCUCUGAAGUGGAGAAUGACUUGCGCUUAAAGGGCUAUCGCCUCAUUUUCCCGGAAACUUCGUCCUGUUUUCGGCAGUCGCUCAAGUGUUACAUCAGUAGCAGUCCUGGAAGGUUCCCUGCUCAGAAACACAGAGCUGGUAAACUGAAAGAAUAUUACCUGCUGAAUGCAGCAUCAGUUCUGGCUGUGCUGGCCCUGGAAGUUGAGAAUGGAGAGAAGGUUUUAGAUAUGUGCGCUGCUCCAGGGGGUAAAUCGAUAGCAACGCUUCAGUAUGCUUGGCCAGGUAAACCACUGCACUCCUAAACCAAUUAGAACACACAAAUUGGUUGCUAGAUUGCUUAAAUAACCUAUUAAGCAGGUUAUUCAGAGGCAUUCAUUAAGAAAGCUCUUGCGGCAUCCUUUCCCCUCCCUAUUGCAGUCAAAACCCAGCACAUCAGGAACUGGAAUCGGAGCUGUCUAAUUUUUAUUUCAAACGCAAUCUGCAUAUUAUGCCCUUGCUGCCUGACACCAAUUUUUUUGUGCAUUAGUCUGAAGGCACAUGAAAAGAAGUGCUCUGCGGUCCUCUGAUAUUUUCACAUCAUCUUUGUGAUACCCUGGUACUCUAAUUUUGCAGGGUCAGCUAGAGAGGGAAACAAUGCAACCUUGGCAUGCUCACGGGGUGCUGAUACAUUAAAAGAACACUUCCCAGUUUGUUGAGUGCAGGAGGCACAUGAAAAGGAAAAGAAAUGUAAGAGGAUUAGCAGGGCCAACACUACUAUUUGACAGACUGUGGAGGCUGCCUCAAGCUGCAGAUGCACAUACCCUACCCUAUACUCCCUUAAGCUAGCCUUCUGCCCUCAGACCUGGUGAAGGAUGCUGUCCUGUCAUCACCCAUGUAAUGCAGAUCAUCCCUUCCUGUGGGUGCUUUGCAAUAAAAAAGGGACAGUAGAUGCUUCAUUGCACACACCUGGAGUAUAGUUUGCCACCAAAUGCAGUUCUUACAAUAUUUUUAUUCUACUGUCAAUAUACGUGUUCCAAAAGAGACUGCUUGACCAUUUGGCUAGAUCAGUGAUUCCCAAACCUCCACCUCCCACCCAACAACUUGAAAAUGAUUUUUCUUUGUGUUGUAGCAAAUGUAAUGCUGUGUGCUAGGGCUGUAUGAUUUUUUUUUAAUUAUGUUUUUAUUGCUUCUUUUAUUUCUUAGAUAGAAUUCAAAUGGUAAUACAGUAAAAUGCAAUGUAAGAAACAAAAGAAGCAAGUGAAGUACAAUUAAAAUCGGUAUUGAUAUUUAAUGUGAAGGAUUUGCUGUCUCCUGUCUUCAACCACAAAUCCACAGACACACUGUUGACCACCUGAAUGAAGCUCGUGGACCAAGCAGUGGUCCACGUUUUGGGUACCCCUGGGCUAGAUCACUGUUCAGCAGUGAUGGUUUCCACUCCUAGUAUUGUGUACUGUCAAAUCAUCUGGCAAUGGGCGAGACCAAUCACUUGAUUGUGUCACCACUACAUGCUGAUGUGUGUGUUUUUAAAUUAGUCCUAAUUCUUGCUACUUCUAGCUUCGGCUUCCGAUUUAACAGGGAUUGUUCUGAUAGUCUGGUUUGCGUGCCACCUUGGCCAAUUUGUUGGGACAAGUGGCAAAUUGACUGCAUAUAUUAACUUAUCUGAUGUUCUUUUUCUUUAGGGCUUCUGCACUGCAAUGAGUAUGACCAUUUGAGAUCACGCUGGCUGAAGCAGACACUAGAAUCCUUCAUCCCAGAAUCUUUGAUGAGUCUCAUUACUGUUUCACAGUUGGAUGGAAGGCAAAUUGGAAAUCUUCAGCCUGAAGGCUUCGAUAAGGUAUCUCUAUCAUGGCUGCUAGCUUCAUGGGGCUCAGACUCUCUCAUUCUCCCAUCAACCCCUUUUCAGUUCAGGGAUAUCACAAUUCUCAGUGAUGGCUCUUGAAUAAAACAGGAAGAUAAAAACUGUAAUUUAUUAAUUAUGCAUUUAUCCUUUGGGUCGCAGAGGGUUCCAUCAGAUCUCUCAUCAGGGCACUGAUAUUAACAUCAUUUUUUCAGUUUAUAUCCCACCCUUCCUCCAGAAGGAGCCCAGGGCGGCAGGCACAGCAAUAUUAAAAUAUUUUAAAAACAAGUAUGCCCUUUCAAACUAUAUGAUUCUCUAAGAUAUUUAGAAUAACCCCGCCUGGUGGUACCAUGGCCUGCCUUGAUUCAUCUGCCAUCAGCUAGGGAAAAGGCAUUAUUUGCAAUGGCACAUUAUGGAACAAUCCCUCCCCACUCUCAAGAUCCAGAACACCCCGCCUAGUGCUGAGUUUUCAAUAGCAGUUGAAGACGUUCUUGCUCACCCAAGCUUUCGGGGACCCUUGAUCACCAGCAUAAGAGCUCGCUAUUUAUUAUUAGUGUUGUGUAUGUUGUUGUUUAGUCAUUUAGUCGUGUCCGACUCUUCGUGACCCCAUGGACCAGAGCAUGCCAGACUCUCCUGUCUUCCACUGCCUCCCGCAGUUUGGUCAAACUCAUGUUCUUAGCUUUGAGAACACCGUCCAACCACCUCAUCCUCUGUCGUCCCCUUCUCCUUGUGCCCUCAAUCUUUCCCAACAUCAGGGUCUUUUCCAGGGAGUCUUCUCUUCUCAUGAGGUGGCCAAAGUAUUGGAGUCUCAGCUUUAUGAUCUGUCCUUCCAGUGAGCACUCAGAGCUGAUUUCCUUCAGAAUGGAUAGGUUUGAUCUUCUUGCAGUCCAUGGGACUCUCAAGAGUCUCCUCCAGCACCAUAAUUCAAAAGCAUCAAUUCUUCGGCGAUCGGCCUUCUUUAUGGUACAGCUCUCACUACCAUAGAUCACUACUGGGAAAACCAAAGCUUUUACUAUACGGACCUUUGUUGGCAAGGUGAUGUCUUUACUUUUUAAGAUGCUGUCUAGGUUUGUCAUUGCUUUUCUCCCAAGAAGCAGGCGUCUUUUAAUUUCGUGACUGCUGUCACCAUCUGCAGUGAUCAUGGAGCCCAAGAAAGUGAAAUCUCUCACUGCCUCCAUUUCUUCCCCUUCUAUUUGCCAGGAGGUGUAUAGCGUAUAUAUUUCUUACAUAGUUUUGUGAAGCUUUAUUUUUUUAAAGGCUGUAUGUUUCUUUGAUACCUUUUGUGCUAACUGGUUUAGUAACUUUUUUAUAAACAUUUUUGUUUUGCAUUUCCAUAAAUGUUUGCAUUUGAAUAAAAUAUAUGAAGUGCUUGAAAUGCACUAAAAAUAAUAAUAUUUGAUUUGUAGGGAGAUGGCACUGUCAUUGGGUGUAUUCUCACAGUAUGAGAUUUUUCUGUCCAGAGUUUCCAUGUUCGGUUUAUUUUUACUUUGCUAUUGGUCACUCAGGUACUAGUGGAUGCUCCAUGCUCAAAUGACAGAAGUUGGUUAUUCUGUUCCGAUACCCAGCAGGCUACCCUACGAUUAGCACAAAGGAAGGCAUUAUCUGCUAUACAGAUACAGCUGCUAAGGUAAGAAACACAAAGGAAGACGACUGAAAUUCAAUAACGCUCAGCCCUGCACUGAAGGACGUGCUGAAUUGUAUUCUGAGGCUCAGUGUCUGUCUGACCCAUAUACUAUCCUCUCCAUAUGCAGCCACACAGAGCCAGUCAUCAUUUAAGAAGGCAUACAGCUACAGUGUCGUCUCCCAAUAACUGGCAUGGUUGAGAGAGAGAGAGAGAGAAAUUCUGCUCUUCAUGCUGAGCAAUAGGCCUUUAACUAGGACAGUCACAGGAGGCAGAGGAACAAGUUUGUGCUUACUUGCCUUUUAAUGUACUUCAGUACAACACAGUCUCCUAAACCUUUUUUUCAAAAAGCUUUUUCUUUACCCGUAGAAAAAAUAACAUAAUUUUUUAUCACCUCAGUACAGUUUGGGGGACAAAUGUAUCCUAAGAAAGCCAUAAAAAAUACAUUACCUGUGUGAAGGUAUGAAAUGCAAGACCAUUUGCAACUGUAUUGAGAACUUCCCUUUUCCGGUAUAACAAUAUUGUUGCCUGUAAGUCAGCGGGUCAACAGUACCCCACAAUGUUGACUUCCGGGGGAGGCGCCUCUGGUAAUGGCAGAAUUCCUCUGACCGGGAGGAAUCUGCUCCGUGGAAAUCUGGGUCUGGCCGCCACGGCGAAGGCGGAGACCCGUUAAAAUCACAGGCAGGAGAAGCCUGUAAGCGUGGGAUUCGGCGGGCACCUUUUGCGCCUCCCCCACUCGCGGGGAACCCCGGUUUUUGGGGCUCCGGAGCGACGUGGGGUGAGCGGCGCGGUGCAUCGAAUCGUCUGCUUCUUCCACGGAGCGAAGCCGCAUAGCUGUUGCCGGAGAGCGCUGACCUUUUCCUGUGGACAAUUUGACUUUAAAGUAAUUACCCAUGAGUAGAGCUGAAACGGAAGAAUUGGAUUUCUAAAAGUUUAAUUUGGUAUCGUAACGGGGAGGUUCAAAACAGGAUGUCCACCUUCCCUUUUUGUAAAUAGACUGAGGCAAUGAAGUUGCAAGCUGGAGUCUUGGAAGGUCUUUUGUAAAAGAUCAAAUUUCCAACGGUAAAGAACAUUAAACCCCCUCUUGGAGGCAGGAGAAGAGAGGGGGAAGUUGCGGAUUGAGUAUGCCUGCGGGAGAGAGCGAAGAGGCUUAAAACACCGCCGCUCUGACCCUGGAAACGGGCUGCUAGUAAGACUGACGUUUUUUGGGAAUGUUCAUUGACAGCGCUUAGAACGUUCAUUGACAGCUAGCUAAAUAAGAGAAAUACAUUGUUUCUACUGUUUCCGGCUGCUUUAAAAAGGAGUAAAAGUAACUGAAAAUUGAAACUAAUUUGAAACUAACUUUGGAUUGUUUAAAAGAGGAUACUAUUGACUUUUACAAAUAGAAACUGUUUCCCCCUAGUGGAAGCCUUUGAAACUCGUUGAUUUACAAGAGUUGGAUUAGGGGAAUUUCCAGCUGCAAGUUAAAAACCGUGAGACUCUGGGACUGACCUUGAAUCUUUCAAAUGUUAUGGUAAAUGGAAGAGGAAAAACAGACCAGUCAACUGUUGAUAAAACAUUAAGGUCUGGGAAGCCCUCCUGUUCUUUUUGUUGCUGUCUCUGUACUAGUAUAUUUGAAACUAAGAGGAAUGUCGACAGAAGAGGCUUUGGUGGUGGCAUUAUAUAAGAUAAAUGACUCAUUGGAUCAGCUUCACAGGAAAAUGGACAUGAUAAAUGCGAAGGUGGAUGUUUCAAUUGUUGAGGUUGACUUGAAUGCAGGGAGUAUGGACAAUACCAAUACAGAAACCACUCAGAAAUUGAUACAAGAACCUAUUUUGAUAUGGCACGCUGUGGAGGAAGUUAAGGAAAAAGCUGUUGCUGUUGAAGGUACAGAAACACAACUGGAGAGAAAGAGAAAGAGAGCCCCAGCCCUACAGAGGCAAUUUGAUGAACAUAAGUUGACGCUCGCUAUGACUGAAUUUAAGGAAAAACAGACGAAUUUGAGGAUUAGAGUUCACCUUUGGUGGACAUGCCCAAGGAUUAAGACACUCUGGGAGAUGAUUCAUAAUGAAAUGAAAAAGGUAUUUAAAUAUACCCUUUUGAAGAAACCAGAGGCCUUUCUCCUGGGCAUGGUCGGUCAAUUGGUGUUAAAGAAGGAUAGAAUUUGUCUCAUGUAUGCAACAAUAGCAGCAAGAAUACUCAUUGUGAAGUACUGGAAGACACAAGAUUUAUCUAUCCAGGAAGAAUGGCAGAUGAAGUUGAUGGACUAUAUGGAAUUGGCAGAAACGACUGGCAGAAAUCCGAGACCAGGGAGAAGAGUCGGUGUAAGAAAACUGGAAAAAGUUUAAGACUAUGUAUAGAAAUAUUGUAAAAAUAAUGAAUGUUAGAAAAAUGUUGGAAUGAAGUUAUAUGGCUUUAGUAGAAAUGUUAUAAGGAAUUAAGUAUAAAUAGAAAUAGAGUAUUAAAGGGAAAAAUAAGAUUAGAAUAUGUUAAGGUAAUUGUAGGAUAGAAAACAGAGGAAGAUGGAAAGGAAUUGCUGAAACAAUUAAUAGAAGUGGAAUACAGAAAGGUAGGCGUGAGGAGGUCGUGGAAAUAAGGGAAUGAAAGUUAAGAUAUUGAAAUUGUUUUGUGUUUUAAAUGGUUUGCGUCUUGUUUUGUUAAUCUUAUGUUUUUUCUCUUUUUUUCUUUGCUUUUUCUUUUUCUUUUUCUUUUUCUGUUUUAUUGUGUUCAAAUGGUUGGAAAAGCAAUAAAUAUUAUUUUUUUAAAAAAACAAAACAGUACCCCAAAAUGUUAAGUAUGUACACCUACAAGAAUGGCAUGUAGCGUCUAACUGACCCUGCAGUUUCUAAAAUGUGAAAUAGCACAUUGCAUCAUUAACAUGCAUAAAACAUUGGCUGCUGCAUUUUAUUUUUAUUUUUUUGCCAAUGCCCUUCUCUUGGUGUCUGCAGUGGUAGGGCAUUACUCUUGACAUUUCAGGUAAGCUGGGUAUGUUUCUAGACUCCGCCUAGGAUUUGAUCCCCUCCAGAUCUGUUAGGAAGAGUUGGUUUUGGGUUGUUUUGUCCAUUGUAGAUUGUUCAGUUUCCAAAUAAUACCAGCAUUUAAAGCAGGAAAUGUAUACGUACUAUGUUUGGGGAGGGGAGGAGAGGGGAACCACCAUUGGUCACCAUUUGAUCAUGCAUUUGGAAUUAUCCACAACACUUUCUGUUUCAUUAUAAUAAAAAAAAAUCUAUGCUUUCUAUAUGAUUUCUAUCUGAAAUUGCUGCAUCAUUAUGUAUCAAAGGGAAGAGAAUUGCUGUUCUCCCUGUUUUUUUGACACAUAACAGAAGUGUCAAAUCUUCUAAACCAAGAAAGCUGCUGUUGACACUUCUGGAUUUUAGACAAGGUUUUUGUGGUCACAUUUUUUGUUUUAUUGUUUUCCCGAGUCAUGUUUUCCUUAGCCAACCUUCUGACUGGCGGCACACUGGUCAGAAAGCUGUUAGUUGUUAUAUUCUGUGCAAAACCCUGUAAAUGGGUUCUUAAGUUUCUUGUUCAACCAAGCUGGCUGAGCUUAUGAGCUGCUCAAGCUGACUGCUCACGAAGAGGCUUGAGGCAACUCUCCACACCACAUUUCGGAAAGAUCUUCUUGUAAACAGAAGAAGGGGGUCACCUAAAGGCCCUUGAUGGGAAAUUGCCAUUAAGUCUGGCCACCUGUUGAGAUGAGGGUCCAUGUUGCUUGCAAACAUUUACAGAUGCAGUCGGCCUCAAAAUGAUCACAGAAGCAGAAUCUGUAUCACUCAAAAUAAAUUCUACAACUGGCUAUGAUGGGAGAGGGGACAGUUUUGCUGGGGCACAAGGCAAGUUCUAACUGGGAAAAAAGGUUUUAAAAUUCGGAUCAAAUUUGCUCAUUUGUAUCUAAUCAGGUUCCUAUGGGAGAGGGCUUACUUAUCUUACUAUUUCCAAUUCUUACCAAAUAUGUUAAUUUAACCAACUUUGUAAUAUGGGAUAUAUUCCAUAGUAUUCCAUGUGUCAUAUUUGACAACAGGGCAUCCUGGUUUUUUUUUAAAAAAAAACCUUUGACUGCUCACUUACUUCUUCAUAAAGAAAAAGUAUGUUCUAUCCAGAGGAGACGUUUUCAGCUGGGAUAGAAACCUAAGAGCAUACUCACAAAUGUUCCCAGUGGGACCCUAUACUAUACCAUGUAUAGCCCUGGUGCUGUGUUUUAUCAGUGUUCCUAGCCAGAUCAUGAGGCCAGCAGGAGAGUAGUGGUGUGUACAUGGUCUCUUUCCAGCCAACAUUGGGCUUGGAUAGUGUUGACCUGCACUAUAAACAGGAACCCAUUUCAGGCCAUUUUCAUUGUUAAAACCUCCUGUAGGUGAUCUGGGAAUCGUAAGUUUGGUUUGUACAGUGCUGAAAAUCUUGAGGGUGGGGAUCUAGGCUGUGUGUGGAGUACCUAGCCAACUCUCAAAAGUAGAAUUCCCAGAAAUCCUCAAGAAUAAGGAGGAGGGAGCUGUAAUAGAUAAACAAUUAACAGGAAGAAUUUUUUUUCUCGCGCCUAAUUAAAACAAGUGGGUUGGGUCCAGAGGACAUUAUUCCUGCUUUGGUCACAUCAAAAUCAGUGGGACUAAUAGCCUGAUUUACUUUAUGUGGGAUUGCAACUUUCAUCAGCACUUGGUUAUUGCUAGCCAAGCCCAUACAAUUAAAUUAAUUUUCCAAAUAAUGUAUUCUAGGUUUUUCAUCUGUCCUCAAGAAAAUUCAUGGCUUGAAUUAGGUGUAUUUGGUUUACUGUUGCUUAUACUGCUGCCCUUGCCUUAUGUUUUACUGAGGCAAGUAGAAAUGAUUAGAAAUGUAAAAUGUAGAGCCAUAUAAUAUGAUAAGGUUAUAUGAAAGAGGAGGCCAAUGAGUUAAGCAAGGAUUUCCCCCCCUCUUCCUCAUUCAUUUUCUCCCGCUAUAUAUUAUUUUAUGGCUAUUGAUCAAAUACUAAAGCUUUUUAAUGUAGUGCUAUGUUUCACCUCAGAAGUAUCCCAGCUGUCAGGAUGAAUUGAGAGAGAAAUAAAAUAGUUUGUUUUCCUAAAAGUAGUGUUCUUUAUGGAACGCUCUCAUAAAUGGCAGCACAAGAGAAGGUUGGGGACUGUUUUUCCCCCUUUUCUUUGCAUGACUUCCUCAAGAAAAGGUCUACAGGAAGCUUGUGAUUUAUAACCGAAAUAUGAGUGUCUUAUUGCAGUAAUGCAUCAUGUCACCCAUUUCCUUUGGAGAAAUCAAUCACAUUUAAAACACUGACCUCCUUCAGUUUUCUCUUUCCAAUAUUUGACAUGUAAAAUCCAAUUUGUGAACUCCUGGCUCAAGGAAGCAUACAUCAUUCAGUGAAAUUUUUGCAAAUUUGUAUAAAUCAUUCUGGAUUAUAAUGCUGAAGUGGAACAUUCUUGACAGCAGGAACCUUGUUGGUAGAGAAAAAUCCAAACAAACCAAAAUUGCCCAUCUCCCCAAAGCACAUUUAAUCCAAUUGGGCCUGCUGUCUAGAAGAGAGAGAAAUUGUGUGUUUGAUGAAAGCAUACCAGGCUACAGCAAUAGCAGCUGCAAACCAAUAACUUCUCUGCUAUAGUUUUGAAUAUUAAUUCAGCCAUCCACCUCUCGUUAUUCAUAAAUAAAUAAAACAAUAAAUGCAUUGAUUAAUCCAUUGUUAUACAUCCCUUUUCUGUUAUGCCUUCUGGCUAAAACAAAUAAAAGUAAGUUAUUAAUACUAUAACAUUUCACUGUUUUGCCAUGAAUCAGCAAGACUCUGAAACAGUGGGUUUUUACAGCUUAUGUGUGUGCAUGAGAUCACUCCAUGUGGUUUAUUACCCAUUAACAUAUUAACACGCUGGCUAAGGGCUAAUGUCCUGAAGUGAAAAUCACCGCCAUUCUGCUUCUCCUCAGGUCUUGCUGCCGCGCUAACCAGUUCUAGGCUAUGGUCUGGCUUAGCGUUACAGUCAGCCCUGAGCUUGUGUUCAUUUCCUCCAAACAAAUUUUGGUUAUAGCUCAUGGUUUGGCUGGAGGGACUGUUGGAGGGCGAGUGUGAUAUUUGGCUUCCCACUUCACACAGUUGCCCUCUCACUUGUUGAGGUUAACAACAAUGAAGAAGGGGGUAGGCUGACAUGCUCACAGCCCUCGGUGUUUAGUUGGCCGUGAAGAGGGCUAGCUUCAACUGUGCUUCUGGGUCUGGCUUGCAGGUAACCGUAGCUUGCUAAAUUUGGGCGUUAUGGUAACCUCAAAAGUUAUUGGAGGCCAGAAAGUGAAGGAGUGAAUUGGAACUAAUCGGGGAAAGAAGGAGGGUGAGACUGCACAGAUUUGAGGCAUAGCGCUGGUAGCCAGACCGUGGUUUCCCUAUGCCAUGCAAACGGACCUAACAGUUCACUUCAUUUUGAUCAAAGAAUCACAGUAAUUUAGAGCUUUACUUUUUUCCACAUGUUAUAAAUGGCUGCAAGGCUGGAACACACAGUGGGAAAAGUGAGUGAUGUACCGUCAGGCACAAAGUACUGCUGUGAUCGUUCAAACAUUUCUCUAGGUAUAUUUCUAUCUAUAGUUUGGACAAAGUAUGGUACCAGUUUCUGUCUGGUUUGGAGUUACGAAUAUUAAUCUAGUAGUCUAUAUCAGAUGUUCCUUUGAAUCUUUCUUUUCUUUAAAGGCAAGCAUGGCCAAGUGUUAAUUGGGCAUGUUCUUAGGAGAAGGGGUGGAGCUACAUUUAUUAAUUCAUUGCAUUAAUCACCUUCCUAAGAUCCUAGGGUGAUGUACAAUAAAACAAAAAUAGCUACAAGAUACAUCAACCAUGUUUUCAAAAUACAUAUUUUUUCCUUUCACCUUGCACUACUUACGAGAGAGUGCUGAGUUUUAGUGCCCAUUCAAACUAAAUUUUGGACCAUGUAGAGAAAUUCAGUGUGAAGCCCCAUCGCCCUAGCAGAAGCACUUAUAUGGGUUUCCACCAGGUAGUUGACUCUAACUCAUAGUGUGUUACAAGGGUACCCAAUUUGGUGCCCUCAUGGUGUUGCUGGGCUACAACUCCCAUGUGCUUCAGCAUGACCAGCAGUCAGGAAUGAUGGGAAUUUCUUCAGUAUUUGUUUUCUAUUCCUUGGGUCUAUUAUACCUCUCUUGGUUUGCCUCCAUCCAGAUUUCCAAGAAUGCUGUCAGUACUCCAGAUAAAAGAUAUAUAGACUGGACUUAGGUUUGGAAUUUAAUGUAUGUUUAGAUGUAAGCACCAUCUUAUAAGAGGCACUCCCCCUUCUCUCAUGCACAGGAUGAAUGCCUCUUCUGAUGCCGUUAUGACAAAGAAACAACACUUCAGAAACAAUGCUUUGCAACCUAUAUGCAAAUUUAAUGAUGCAGCUAAAACUCAUAUGAUCAGUUCAGUCGGGGUUUAGCCCUAGCCACAGUGCCCUGCAGCAUCCCUCAAAGCCUUGUUCUUUUUCUACACAUAUACACAAAUCUUUUUUGCAACAUGCACACUCCCAUCUCUGUAGAACUCUGCAAACUGAGAGGGGUGACAGAUCCCCCACAGAAGCUCCCUUUUUUUGCCAGUGCUUCCCUCCUCCCCCAGGAAACAGAAGAAGCUUUCUUUUUCGUUUCAUAGGUUGAAAAGCUAUACUAAGUUACAGAGCUUCUUAUACACCCUUUUAAGACCAACGGCUUUAAGGGCAGCAAUAUUGUAGCUAUACCAGCUGGAUAAACUAAAAUGUAGAGGUUAAUCAAGAUUGCAGCCUCUCUGUCUCUCCCCCUCCCUCCCCAGGCAUGGUCUGUUUUGGAUAACAAAAAUUAGAUGAAAACAAUGGAUGACUAUGUGAAUGAUAACAGUUCAGCUAAUAUUUCAACUUCAUAUAUAUCCCUUUCAACCUAAAAUGCUCUUUUCUCUUGGCUGAGUUUUAUACAAAAGGAGCUAUCAUCACCUCCAUAACGAGAGGUGAGACACGUAUGAAGCUUUCUGGCACUGUUUUUGGCACAUCACCAAUGCCAGCAUGUCGCCACGCUUCAGAGGCAUAUGAUAAAUUGCAUAUUGUGGAUACAGAAGGGAUUUUCUGGCCUUUUCGGAUUGAUUUUGUAUGGGAGGGGAAAGCCUACAAUAACUGGGGAAUGUAAGUGGAGUGACUGUGAUGUGGCUAGGACAGGUUGAUCUUUAAAAGGAAAACAAAAUCUAUGAUCACUUUCAUAAGAAGGAAUGUGGGGAUGAAAGUAAAUGUGAUUUCAGCUGCUUGAGUGGCUUAGAGGGGAUUGCUUUUCUGCUGAUCAGAAGCAGCCCGGCAUUCUCAGAAAACGACUUCUAAUAGCAAACACGAGAUGGCAGCGUUGAAGUACAGCAUAAUCUCCCAUAACUCAGCCUGGAAUUUUUGCUUUCUCUUUUUGCUGCUGUUUUAAUACGAACAAUGGAUAAAUUAGGGACAUAAUUAAUGCUGGUCCUUCUAACAGGAUAAAGAACAUGUAAUUAGUCUCUCAAGGAGUGGGCUGAGGAAGUGGAGUUUGUAAUGUGAAUGACUGUGCCAACUCUAUUGCCCUAUCUGUAUGCAUGUAUGCCUAUCUCUGUAUACAGUGUGUGUGUGUGUGAGAGAGAGAGAGAGAGAGAGAGAGACCAAGAGCAAAUAAAUAGCAAUCUAUCACGAAGUUUAAUGUGCCUUUAUGUGAAGGAGUUGCUUUUUGGCAACUCCUAGCGACAAAAGAUUGGGCGGGGGGGGGGGGGCGUGAGCUGACAUUUAAAAUGUAAAGUUUUUCAAAGUUGCUGAGAAUUUGAAGUGAUACUUAUUGCUCCUAUAUUCUCUUUUGCUUUUUUUGCCUUUUUUCUUUUCGUGUUUGUUUUCUCUCCAGCUACUGCUAAUGGAAGCCUUUAAAGGAUAUUCAGAAUGCGUUAACAGCUUUUAAGUCUUCAGAGCGCUUGGGAUAAAAAAAUGUUUAUUGUCCCAUUUAUAUCCAUGGCUUAAAUCCACAUUCUUCAGCUUCCCUGCUUUGUGAUUGAUCCAUUUAUCGGUCGUUCUUUGAGCUGGUGCUAAAUUUGCGAUUAAUUGAGCCUUGCUUAAAUUCAUAAUAAUGCUGCGUAUAAUUUACAUAGCCCUUUCCUAGAGUGCUUAAAACACUUCACAUUUUAUAUCAGUAAUCCUUAAAGAAGCCCUGUAGGAUUGACCAGUAUUAUUACCAUAUUACAGUCUGUGGGGGAAGUAAAGGGGUGAUUCAAGAAAGUUGGUUGUGCUUAAGUUUAAUUAAGAACAGUGGGCCAAGGUAGUUGCAACUUGUUUCUCAGUGAUUUCAAUGGAAUACAAGUGCAACUAAAUUACUUUGGAUUAGGGUCACAUCUACACCAUACAUUUAAAGCACAUGGCCCUCCCAAAGAAUCCUGGGAACUGUAGUUCACAGACCUACAGUUUCCAGUACCCUUCAACUACAGUUCCCAUGAUUCUUUAGGAGGAAGCCAUGGGCUUUAAAUAUAUGGUGUGGAUUUGACCCAGGAUACAGAUAUGUUUUCUUCUGCCUCCUUCUGUCUCCCUGUCCUUUCUGUCACUUCUCCCUAAAAGUAGUCUCAGUGCCAUUGGCACAAAUCAACCAAAUGUAAGAAUACGGCCUAUAUUACGUGAUGACUUUUCCCAGUUUGUUGGCAGGUUACUGCUACGGAAUUUUGUUUCAAUACAACUCUUUAACAAAUUGAAACUUUCAAAUACACUGUAUAACCGUUUGUUGAUAGUUUAUCAUUUGGCUAAAUUCUGAUACACAGAAGCCAGUUUGACCUUGUCCCUCAUAUUCUACAGCACAAUUUAAAUAGUAGUACAGUGGUACCUCGGGUUCUUAAUUUGUUCCUAAGGUCCAUUCUUAACCUGAAACUGUUCUUAACCUGAAGCACCACUUUAGCUAAUGGGGUCUCCUGCCGCCGCCACGCCGCCAGAGCACAAUUUCUGUUCUUAUCCUGAAGCAAAGUUCUUAACCUGAAGCACUAUUUCUGGUUUAGCAGAGUCUGUAACCUGAAGCGUAUGUAACCUGAAGCAUAUGUAACCUGAGGUACCACUGUACGUAAUAUCAUUCCCAAUAACAGCAGUGUAUGAGGAUAUGUAUAUUCCUGCACCAGGAGUAUUGUGGAUAGUCUGCCCAUUGAGCCCUAGAAUGCUAUACUGCUAAGCAAGUUGGUAACCUCAAAAUAGGUACAUUGUAAGAUAGCGAAAUGAAAAGGUAGGUUUCUAGCGAAAAGCAAUAUUGGGUAUGAGUUUCGCACCAUAAUCAAUGUUUAACAACUGUAAUUGCAAGCACAAAUGAGGACUUUUUAUGAGCAUGUGACUUACGUCAUUUUUCAGUAUGCAUAUCUAGUUUUAGCAGUUCUCUGUGCACAGUCAGCAUCGCAGGUAUAACACGAUGCUGUUAAUAAUAAAAACCCCAAAAUGCUAUUCUAAUAGAAAAUCUAAUUAUACAAAAUUAAGACUUUAAAAGUAUUUUCUCAAAUAACACACUAAUGGUUUCUGUAAUAUAAUUAAAUCGGAUUUUAUACUCCUUAGUUGCGUGUUAAGAAGUGUAUGACUUGCUGCUGAUAAGCUAGGCAAUGUCCAGUCCACGGAAAGUGUGGAUCUUACUACAAGGCUUUCUCAUUUGAAGUGCAUACGUUGAAUCAAUCCAACUCAACAUUUCCUGUUCCUUGCACACAGGUCUGCAAUUAA
Podarcis lilfordi (Lilford's wall lizard) is the source of this 19044-nucleotide messenger RNA. NCBI's taxonomy places the organism in Eukaryota, Metazoa, Chordata, Lepidosauria, Squamata, Lacertidae. The record is from the annotation of a GenBank genome assembly.